Messenger RNA from Dermacentor silvarum, 519 nucleotides. RefSeq lists its product as uncharacterized. The transcript is spliced from 2 exons. The coding region runs from base 22 to 519 and encodes 165 amino acids. Lineage: Eukaryota; Metazoa; Arthropoda; Arachnida; Ixodida; Ixodidae. The record is from RefSeq and is a predicted model, not a curated record.
AUUUGUAAAGGACUCCGCCAAAUGGGUCUUAUGAAAUGGAGUGACUUAACAUUAACUGUGAAUACAGAUGGGAGCCCAUUGUACAAGUCCUCCAAUGCCUCCAUUUGGCCCAUUCAAUUGUCGAUCAACGAGCUUCCGCAGCCCCAUCGAAAUGCAAAUACCUUCCUCGCCGGCUUGUGGUUUGGGCGGAAACACCCUGAUAUGGCUCUUUUUAUUGGGAAGUUUGUGAAAGCCUUACAGAUGGUUGGGGAGAUUGUGUGGCAGCAUGGUGCUGUGGACCUGAUCUCCAGAGUAUACCUAGCUUGUGUCUGCGUUGAUGCCCCUGCCAGAGCAGCUGUUGGAAACCAGACACAGUUCAAUGGCUGCUUUGGUUGCCCAUGGUGCCUAGCAUGUGGAACACUGCAAGAAGGACGUCGUCUCUACAUCAACUCGGAGCCGCCUGCACCAGAGAGGACAGCAGCAGGCAUACGCAGGGACAUGAAACUUGCCAUGGAGCUGCAGACUCCAGUCAAUGGAUGA